Molecule: messenger RNA, 2094 nt
Organism: Capronia coronata CBS 617.96
Lineage: Eukaryota; Fungi; Ascomycota; Eurotiomycetes; Chaetothyriales; Herpotrichiellaceae
Product: propionyl-CoA synthetase
Exons: 2
Coding region: 1-2094 (697 amino acids)
Source: RefSeq, a predicted model, not a curated record
AUGUCGCCCAAUAACACUGUGCAGGACGCUGCUCAGUGUGCUUCUCUCACCGAUCCGGAGCAGUUCUGGGACAAACAUGCAAAGCAGCUCCACUGGCAUAAACCAUACAGCUCUGUCCUACAGCGAAAGACCAAGAGGUUAAAGGAUGGCACGACACAUCCUCACUGGUCAUGGUUCCCGGACGGCGAGAUCAGCACCACCUAUAACUGCGUAGACCGGCAUGUCCACGCCGGCAAUGGAGACAAGGUCGCCAUGAUAUGGGAUAGUCCCGUCAGCGGAUCGAAAGAGAAGUACACCUACAACCAGAUGCUGGAGGAGGUGGAGGUCCUGGCGGGCGUCCUACGGGAGGAGGGCGUGAGGAAAGGCGACGUCGUUUUGAUCUACAUGCCCAUGAUCCCCGCCGCCAUCUUCGGAAUGCUCGCUGCAGUCCGCCUGGGGGCAAUGCAUGCGGUUGUCUUUGGAGGAUUUGCCGCCGCCAGUCUGGCCCAACGCAUCGAUGCCGCCAAACCAAAGGUCAUCCUCACCGCUAGCUGUGCCAUUGAAGGCGCCAAAGGGCCUCUGGAGUACAGGCCGUUUAUCGAAGGAGCUGUUGAGAGAAGUGAGUGGAAGCCCAGCAAGACCAUCAUCUGGCAACGGGACGUCAAGAGGUGGGAUCCUGUCCUCAAGGAUGCGGGCCAGAGAAACUGGCAGCGGUUGGUCAAGAGUGCUCGAAAUAGAGGUGUACGUGCCGAGGCUGUGCCGGUGAAAAGCACCGAUGGCUUGUACAUCAUCUAUACCAGCGGCACGACGGGUCUGCCGAAGGGGGUUCUACGCGAAGCUGGCGGUCAUGCCGUCGGGCUUCAUCUCAGCAUCAGAUAUCUCUUCGACGUCAAGGGACCAGGCGAUGUGAUUUUCACCGGCAGUGAUAUUGGCUGGGUCGUGGGUCACUCGUACAUUGUCUACGCACCUUUACUGGCCGGCGCAACGACCGUUUUAUAUGAGGGCAAGCCGAUUGGCACGCCCGAUGCCGGUACCUUCUGGCGCUUGGUCGACGAAUACAAAGUCACAUCCUUGUUCACCGCCCCCACCGCUCUGAGGGCCAUUCGAAAGGAAGACCCUGAGGACAAAUAUUUCAAGGAGCACGGGGAGAAGGGCCGAUUGAGACAUUGGCGUGGGUUGUUCCUUGCGGGCGAGAGGUCAGAGCCUUCCAUCGUCGUACAUUAUCAGGACCUGUUGGGCAAAUACGCCGCUCCAGAUGCGCGGGUCAUUGACCAUUGGUGGUCGAGCGAGUCAGGCAGUCCCAUGACAGGUCUUGCGUUGCGUCCAGCCAUUGGACUCGACCCCACGAGCGGUGAAGAGCACAAGGCUCUGGGGAUCAAGCCGGGCAGCGCCGGGAAACCCAUGCCCGGCUUUGAUGUCCGCAUCGUGGACGAUGAAGGCCACGAAGUGGAGCAAGGAAAGAUGGGUAACAUUGUCCUUGCCAUGCCCCUGGCGCCAACAGGUUUCACCACACUGUUCAACGAUGAUGCCCGAUUCUACAAGGGCUACCUGAAGCGCUUCAAUGGCAAAUGGCUGGACACCGGCGAUGCCGGGAUGAUCGAUUUGGAUGGAUAUGUUCAUGUCAUGAGCCGAAGCGACGAUAUCAUCAAUGUCGCAGCACAUCGGUUUAGCACAGGUGCCAUCGAACAAGCCAUCACCUCGCACCCGGGCGUGGCCGAGGCCUGUGUCGUCGGCAUUCCUGAUCCGAUGAAGGGUCACUUACCAUUCGCGUUCGUGAUCCCGUCGGCCGCGACGCCCUCUGAUCUGCCAGCGACGCCUUCGAAAGAAUUCUUCGACGGCAUCAACCAGAUCGUGCGCACACAGAUAGGCGCCAUCGCGUCGUUGGGGGGUAUCGUGCAGGGCAAGGGAAUGAUCCCCAAGACUCGGAGUGGCAAGACACUUAGGAGAGUGUUGAGAGAGCUGGUCGAGAAUGCUGUAGAGGGCAACUAUGACAAGGAAGUCAAUGUCCCGGCAACGGUCGAGGACAAAGAGGUCGUCGAGGCCGCCAGGCAGAAGAUCCAGGAAUGGUUUGAGGAGAGGAAGAAACAACAGGGUCCGAAUAAAACGAAAUUGUGA